Photinus pyralis (common eastern firefly) is the source of this 844-nucleotide messenger RNA. Its product is annotated as centaurin-gamma-1A-like. The record is from RefSeq and is a predicted model, not a curated record. Lineage: Eukaryota; Metazoa; Arthropoda; Insecta; Coleoptera; Lampyridae. Gene Ontology annotation, cellular component: nucleus. Gene Ontology annotation, molecular function: GTPase activity; GTP binding.
AUAGUUCAUGCCUUCUAUUUACUACAACUUUCAAUAUAAUGUACCUCUCUGUAUAUACGCGCGCGAUUUUUUAAAAACCGAAUAAAUAAAAGUGAAAUUAGGAAAGUGAAAUUCGCGAAAAUGGUCGAUUUAAAAAGUGAUCCAGUUGCUACACCAAAAAAAUCAAAACACGGACUGUCGAUGACCGCCGUGAAAAAUUGGUUACUUCCCGAGAAGAAAAUUGCCGAGAAUCCCCGCCAACGUAUGCCUGAAUCAUUUUUACGCUCUAUCAGGCGUAGAUCAUUACGAGUUAAAAGGACUAAAUCCUUGGUUUUAAACGAAAAACGUAAAUCUGAUUCUUUUGUUAAUAGUCAAGAAUGGACAUUAAGUCGAUCUGUGCCAGAUUUAAGAUUAGGUAUAGUCGGAUCUCUUUCUUCGGGAAAAUCGGCGUUAGUACAUCGGUACUUGACCGGUUCAUACAUGCAAGAGGAAUCACCUGAAGGAGGACGAUUUAAAAAGGAAAUUUUAGUCGAUAAUCAAAGUUACCUUUUACUUAUUCGCGAUGAAGGUGGUCCACCGGAGUUACAAUUUACCGCCUGGGUGGACGCGGUUAUAUUUGUGUUCAGUUUAGAAAACGAAUCUUCGUUUAACGCAAUUUACAACUAUUACACGAAGAUGUCUCAUUACCGCAACUCUGCAGAAAUUCCUCUCAUUUUAGUUGGUACACAAGAUGCUAUUAGCGAAAAUAAUCCAAGGGUAAUAGAUGACGCAAGAGCACGAAAAUUAGCAAAUGAUCUUAAGAGGUGUUCCUAUUAUGAAACAUGCGCGACAUAUGGCUUGAAUGUAGAAAGAGUCUUUCAAGAUG